Amphimedon queenslandica is the source of this 1826-nucleotide messenger RNA. RefSeq lists its product as uncharacterized. The transcript is spliced from 6 exons. The coding region runs from base 582 to 1826 and encodes 414 amino acids. The record is from RefSeq and is a predicted model, not a curated record. NCBI's taxonomy places the organism in Eukaryota, Metazoa, Porifera, Demospongiae, Haplosclerida, Niphatidae. Gene Ontology annotation, molecular function: GTP binding.
AAAAUGGAGGAAGAUGCUGACGCCAUUACUUCAGGCUCUCCUUCAAAAAGACGUGAGGUUUAUGAAGACUCUCACUCCUUCCUUUGUAACCCAAUGGUACCUGUCAGCCCACCUAAAGUAAGUACUGAAAAAACUGGAUGAGUCAUUGUAUGGAUAGGAAUUAAUAAUUGAAUUUGCAUGUAAGUUUAGUUUCCAAUACUGCCACUUAAUGGCACAAAAUACAUAAUCACACAUUCUGUGCAAAUGAUGUCAUCAGUUUCCAAUCUUGAUUUCAUCCCAGUUACAUAUCGUAGUCUAUAAUAAAAUUUCAAUGUUUCCAUUUAUUUUAAUCACAGGUUAAUACUAUGCACCGUAUGUUCCUCAUAGAGUCGUGUUUCUCAUUAUCAUCAAAGGGAAUUAUUCAAAAAUAGUUUAUAGCACCUACACCUAUCGUAUCACACCACAUAAUCAGUGGUGGUACCACCGCGCUAUAGAUCUUCUGCAUGAGUGGUGCCAUCAUAAAUUAGUGGUGCCACUACCAUAAUGUAUAUAUAUAUAUACACUGAGAUAUAGAAGUCAAGCUGUGCCAACAGAUAGCGACCAUGUCAGGAUUAUCAAGAUUUGAAUCAUUCAUAAAGGCAUCUUUGGCAAGAGAUGAUCACAAAGAGCUGAGGCUACUAGUCACAGGGAAGACAGGAGAAGGGAAGUCCACACUAGUCAAUGGAAUCUUGGGGGAAGAGGUUGCUGUAGAGGGAGCUGGUACUGAGAGAUGCACAACACAAGUUGCAGAGUACAAAGCAGUACUCCAUGGUGUACCAGUCACUGUGUUUGAUUCACCUGGCCUACAAGACUCUACAGAAAAUGAAGAUAAGUACAUAGCAGAUAUGAAGAAGAAAUGUCAAAACCUCAGUUUAGUUCUUUAUUGUACUAAAAUGACCAACAACCGUUUAAAAGAAGAAGACAGAUGUGCCAUUCUAAAGCUAACAGCUGCAUUUGGACAGAGGUUCUGGGAGUAUGCUGUUCUUGUUCUUACAUUUGCUAACACUGAAAAUGUUGGAAGGCGCGAUGAAAGAGAUGAGGAUAAAGGGCCCGAGCCUGAUUUCAAUGAUACAGAGAGCUGGAACGUUCUUAAAAAGAAAAGAUUUGAAGGUCGUGUAAAGAUAUGGAAAGACAACCUUCACAAGUUUUUCAUAAAUAAGGUCGGAGUAACGAGAGAUAUAGUGGAAAGGAUCCUCGUGGUGCCAGUUGGAGAUAGCAAACCGUCAUUUGAUAACCGAGAGCCUUAUCGUUUACCUGAUCGUGACGAUUGGUUUAGUGAAUUCUGGAAGGCUUGCCAUUUACGAGUUAGCAGGCCCGUAGCCAGGGGGGUGCAGUAUUGUUGUGAAAUUGGGAAUAGAGAUGAGCCUUUGUCUGGCUGUAAUAUUUCCCAGAAGAGUUUUAGAGCCUAUCCUCAUUUAGCAGAUCUUGAGUUGGCUGAUUCAACAGUGGAUGGAGAAACUAAUUUGAAUGUUUUCGAUAUUAUUGAUAUUUUAAUGAGAUUCAGACUAAGCAAAUAUUCCUUCACUGCUGAUAUUGAAAAAGCACUCUUAAAGCAUGUCCAUAGUCCAUUGUCCAUAGUCCAUGGUGUAGAGUCUGUAGUCUGUAGUGAUAGUCCAUUGACCAUAGUCCAUAAUAAUUCUGUGUUUGUUGGUGAUGUUGUUCGUUGUAUGAGUGAUCACUGUGAAGCUAUGAAGAGUAAGUUCGAUGAAUUUGUGACUCCUAAGCCUUUUGGUCAAAUGAGUUCCAAAUACUGUCAGUUCAGGCCUCUUCCAUGUCAGGUGACCAAGAAUCCUGAUCAGUUGAGUUGA